AUGGGACCCCAGCAUCUCAGCCCCAUGCAGCUGCUCUGUCUCCUGGGGGCCAUUUCCUCUCUGCCUUGGGCUGAAGCUCUUCUGUGCUAUGAGGCAAAAUCUUCACUCUUCAGAGCUGUAGAUCUCCAUAAAUGGCAGUGGUUUCUGUUGAGGAGCGUGGUGUGUAAACUGAAUGAGGGCUGUGAGGAGACGCUGGUGUUCAUCGAGGCAGGGACCAGAAGGGGACUCCUGGGUUUUAAAGGCUGCAGCCCAGCCUCAUCUUAUCCCCCGCAAGUCUCCUACCUGGUUUCGCCACCUGGAUUGUCCAUCGCCUCCUAUAGCCGGGUCUGCCGGACCUAUCUCUGCAAUAACCUCACCAACAUGGAGGCUAUAUUGCAGCUCAAGGCCAGGACUCCCAAGACUUUAGCAUUUUCUUCCCACAGUUGCCCAACUUGUGUGGGCGAGCACUCGAAGAGCUGCCUCCCAAAUUUUGUCUCCACUGAGUCUUGCCCCAGAGAUGCUACUAAGUGUUACAGUUCCACAGUGAAAUUCCAGGCAGGGUCUCUCAAUACCACCUUCCUCCUCAUGGGCUGUGCUCGUGAACAUACCAGUGUUUUAGCCCAUUUUCACCAUAUUGGGAGCAUCAGAGUGACCGAGGUCCUCAACAUCGUAGAGAGGGCCCUGUUUACUGGUGCAGGGACCCCUUGUCGGAGUCCUUGGGGCAUCCUCUUAGGCCUCCUGUUUGCCUUCAAGGGCUAA
Messenger RNA from Dama dama (fallow deer), 738 nucleotides. RefSeq names its product LY6/PLAUR domain containing 4 (gene LYPD4). Bases 1 to 738 code for a protein of 245 amino acids. The transcript has 4 exons. NCBI's taxonomy places the organism in Eukaryota, Metazoa, Chordata, Mammalia, Artiodactyla, Cervidae. The record is from RefSeq and is a predicted model, not a curated record. Gene Ontology annotation, cellular component: plasma membrane raft; plasma membrane.